UAGGAAACAACAAAAUGUCUCAAUGGUCUUUUGACAGUGAAGACUGAAGUGUAGUAGCCGCCUUUUCUGUAGUGGUCAGUCGACUCACGAAACUGAAGGGAUGAGAGUAUGUGACACAUUGUUUCAGGAAGUAGGCAUGACACACAACUACUAGUUUGAACUGUUUACGUUAUUUUGACGGUAUGCAUAAACAUUUUUUGACGUGGUGACGUUUACGACUUCUUAUGAACAAGUUUGUGUAAUGCACUAAUGGUAUCCUGUUACUGUACAUGUUGUGAGACUAACUUAGAUGCACACCACGAAAUCUGAGAUAAUUGCAGCGACCAGUGACUUCCUAUCGUCAAAAUGAUUUCAUUUACUGCUCGCUUUCCUCACCUUUGAAGUAAGUGACAAUAUGAGGAUAAAUGAGAAAAGUUUAGCCAAAUUUGCCAGUAGUGGCGCUCCUGCUGACAAGGAGGGGUACCUGCUAAAGAAGGGUGAGGUCAACAAAGGCUACCAGAAAAGAUAUUUUAUUCUCAAAGGAAACCUACUAUUCUAUUAUGAAAAGCGUUAUGAAAAAGAACCUGUGGGUGUUAUAAUUUUGGAGGGUUGCACAAUUGAACUUUCGGAAAACAUUGAUGGAUUCGCGUUUCAGAUCGUUUUUCCAAAAUCAGGUUGUCGCACAUACCACAUGGCAGCAGAUUCUCAGGAGGAGAUGGAGGCCUGGAUGAAAGUAUUGUCCUGUGCUAGUUAUGACUACAUGAAGCUGAUGGUAUCAGAGCUCAAACAGCAGCUGGAAGAACUGAGGGAAAAUGGUCAGCAACAGCUGUUGGAGAAUGCCAUGAGAGACAGCCAGAGAGUGUUGUCUAGUUAUUUACCCGUGGAAGACAAGAAUGAACACAGCUCAGCCAACUUAAAUCAAAGACAUGUCAGGUUCAAUCCUUUCAAUGAUCCCAGUUCUCAAAGCAGAAAUGCUAGUGGGCAUUUAUUUGACUUGGUUGAUGAUGAACAAAGCAAAGUGAUAAAGGAGCCACCAAAAACAUUUUUACAACUGCAUGAGGAAUAUGGACAACAGGUGAAAACACUUGGAGAACUAUGGAGAGGAAGCUUCACUGAUAGACCAGCAUCAGCAUUUGAACUUGCGUAUUCUGCAUGCUAAAUUUGCACUGUAUGUGGACUUAUUCAGUGAAAUUCAUAUUUCCGUACCUUUGGUGAUAAAAGCAAGAGUACUAAUGUACAGUUGGACUAAAAUAUGAAAAUCUUGGGCUCCCAUCAAACAUCAUUGUACAUAGAAGAAGCACUAUUUGUGGUGAUUGUAGGGAAUAGUGCAUCAACUCCAAAUUCACCAAAUUUUGAAUGCACUAGAAUAAGUACACAUACAGUAUGUCACAUUGCAUUUUCUGUUAAUCAACAUGUAUCUAAUUUGUUCAUAAUCAUGCUGUUUAAUGAUCAUAUGAUGAUGUACAUGUAGAUCAUCUUUUGAUAACUGAAGCUCAUGUGUUUAAAUUCUGUGUCAGUGUGCCCUUUGAAUGAAUGAUAACAUGAACGAUUAAAGAAUGUAUUUGACCAUGCAGUAUUAACAUUCUGUUAAAUAUCAAAUUGGAAAAAGCAUUUAAAGAGGUAUACUACAUUGUUAUAAUGGCCAACUUCCUUUUAAAACAUGAAUGGAAAUAUAAGUAUCAGCAAUAUUUGUCUAUUCAGUUUCAAUUUAAUUCCCUAGCUCAGUAGAUCAGUGGGUUAGUGUGUUGACUGUAGAUUGCAGGUUCGAGUCUUGCAGGGUUUUUUUAAAAAAAAGAUUCAGAUUACUCUCUACCAAAAUUGUAUUUUUUUGUCUAAAUAAAGUAAAUUUGAAAGUUUUCAAUUUCAAAAUAUUGCACAUAUCCUUCACUUUUCAUCCAUAUCAAAUUUCUUUGAUGCAGCAUUCCUCCUUAAAUGUAUUUAGUUUUGUUUUUUUAAAAAGAAAUGCUUUGCAUGGAAUAUUUUUUAUAUCUAUAAUACGUAUGUUUAUGACACAUCACAAAAUCAAAAAGAAAUGGGUAGGGGUGGUUAAAGUUGUGCUAUAGGUUAUACACUGUAAAUAUGAAUAUCUAGAUCACCUAUGAUUAUAGUAAUACCAUUUGCCUUGGUACUAUCAUAGUCAGCAUAAUUGAAUCAAUGUAUUUUAUUGAAGUUGACCCAAAUGUUAAAGUAUUGGUAGCUAUAUGUAUUAAAUAAUCAGGAAUUCUGGUGUCUCUGUAAGGUAUUGGUGAUUUUUAAUCCAGGAUGUACCUCAGAAUUAUUUGAUUCCAAAGAGGUUUUUCAGGAUUUUGUGAUGUCACUGACAGAUGCACAAGGAACUUUAUUUUUAUAAUAUAUACAUAUGUAUGUAUAUGAUCUGUAUGAUAAAUAAAUUAAAUGGUGUGGAGAAA
This is a messenger RNA of Ostrea edulis (European flat oyster), 2387 nucleotides long. Its product is annotated as sesquipedalian-1-like. Bases 395 to 1138 code for a protein of 247 amino acids. Gene Ontology annotation, biological process: endosome organization; receptor recycling; retrograde transport, endosome to Golgi. Gene Ontology annotation, cellular component: trans-Golgi network; recycling endosome; early endosome. Lineage: Eukaryota; Metazoa; Mollusca; Bivalvia; Ostreida; Ostreidae. The record is from RefSeq and is a predicted model, not a curated record. The transcript has a single exon.